UUUUGGGCUUUUAGUAUUUUAGCAGUAAAAACCUUAAAAGAGAAAAGAUCAAUGAUCCUUUUUUGUAGCAAAUAAAAACGCUAACACAAGAUUCUGUAUAAAAAUCACACAACAAAGAGCAGUGUGUGUUAGUGUGAUUAAGCUCAGAGCUUCUUCGAAGUUGAGAAUGAAGCUGAUUCAGAUAGCGUUUGCCUUUGUUUCUGUGGUGUUCUUCGCUGGAUCUGCUGAGACACAGACACAGACACACACUCUCUCUCCGCUGUCUUUCUUAGAAAACGAUGCCGUUUCACGUGCAGCAAAGCCUUCACCCCAACCUCAACCUCUCAUGGUUGCUCUCACUCUUAUUGAAGGAGCUGCUUCUAAAGGAGCUGUCUGUUUGGAUGGAACAUUGCCUGGUUACCACUUGCAUCCUGGAUUUGGAUCUGGUGCAAAUAGCUGGCUCAUUCAUUUGGAGGGAGGAGGAUGGUGUAACACCAUCAAAAAUUGUGUCUUCAGAAAAACUACUCGUCGCGGUUCCUCCAAAUACAUGGAGAAGCAACUACCAUUCACAGGGAUAUUGAGCAAUAAACCUGAAGAAAACCCUGAUUUCUUUAACUGGAACAGAGUCAAAGUACGGUACUGUGAUGGGGCAUCUUUUAGUGGAGAUAGUCAUAAUGAGGCUGCCCAGCUUCAAUUUGGAGGACAAAAAAUAUGGCUAGCUGCAAUGGAGGAAUUAAUGUCCAAGGGAAUGCAGAAAACCAACCAGGCUCUUUUGUCUGGAUGCUCAGCGGGCGGUCUGGCAUCUAUACUACAUUGUGAUGAGUUUCAGAGCUUGUUUCCAAAAUCUACCAAAGUGAAAUGUUUUAGUGACGCAGGGUUCUUUCUUGAUGCAAUUGAUGUAUCUGGGGGUCGCACAUUGAGGAAUCUGUUUGAAGGUGUAGUUAACUUACAGGAAGUGCAAAAAAAUCUGCCAAAAAGUUGUCUUAACCAACUGGACCCAACUUCGUGCUUCUUUCCUCAGAAUUUGAUCAAGCAUGUUGAGACUCCAUUGUUUCUACUCAAUGCAGCUUAUGAUGCUUGGCAGCUCCAAGCAAGUUUAGCCCCACCUUCAGCAGAUCCUCGUGGCUCUUGGAAUGAUUGUAAAUCAAAUCACGCAAAUUGUAACUCGUCUCAAAUUCAGUUCCUCCAAGACUUCAGAAAUCAAAUGCUAAAUGACGUGAAAGACUUCUCAAGGACAUCUCGAACUGGAUUAUUCAUAAAUUCCUGUUUUGCUCAUUGCCAGUCUGAGAGACAAGAUACAUGGUUUGCUGAUGACUCUCCGCUUCUUAAUGACAAGCCAAUUGCAGUAGCUGUUGGAGACUGGUAUUUCAAUCGGGAAGCUGUCAAAGCUAUUGACUGUGCUUACCCCUGUGACAAUACCUGCCAUAAUCUGGUCUUCAAGUGAGUGAAAGUUCUGUCUUCUCAUAUGGUAAUUGGAUAUUUUCAAUUUCAUCAUUGUGAAUGCAUUUGAUGCAUUUAACAUUGAUUUAAUUGUAAUGGAAAGACCAUUCUUGGCUGAGGUUGCAAUUCCUUAGAUUUUAUGAUCAUUUUCACCAAGAAGUCAUGUUAAUAAGAUUUCUUGGGAUUGAAAAUCCAAAAUUAGCCAAUGAGCUUGGGCUUUUUCUGCCACCUUUCUAUCUUUGAAGAUAUUAUAUUUUCCCGUACUAAUUUUUUGCAAGAACCCCAAAACGAUGCCUUAAGGGUGCUGCCCCUUUUUGAACUGAUCACAACAUUUAAGUUUCCCAUAAAUAGAAGCAUGAUUCGGGAAAGGAUCAUAGUUUCUUAUGACUUGCACUCGAAAAGGCACCACCUGAACGGGUCCCGACUGGAGUUCUGAUGCUUGGUCUUUUACCAAUAGGAUUUUAUAUAUGAUAUACUUUAAUGAUAGGCCUUAUAUUGAUACUACAUUCAUUUGUAGAAGGUCGGUAAAAUGGAACUGAUUUCGGUUGCUGUAUUCAU
Messenger RNA from Gastrolobium bilobum, 1977 nucleotides. Its product is annotated as pectin acetylesterase 2-like. Gene Ontology annotation, molecular function: pectin acetylesterase activity. Bases 167 to 1423 code for a protein of 418 amino acids. The record is from RefSeq and is a predicted model, not a curated record. NCBI's taxonomy places the organism in Eukaryota, Viridiplantae, Streptophyta, Magnoliopsida, Fabales, Fabaceae. Gene Ontology annotation, biological process: cell wall organization. The transcript has 12 exons. Gene Ontology annotation, cellular component: plant-type cell wall.